This is a messenger RNA of Rattus rattus (black rat), 2299 nucleotides long. It is a transcript of the gene Spn, whose product is annotated as sialophorin. Gene Ontology annotation, molecular function: heat shock protein binding; transmembrane signaling receptor activity. The coding region runs from base 347 to 1522 and encodes 391 amino acids. Gene Ontology annotation, biological process: regulation of T cell activation; cell surface receptor signaling pathway; regulation of T cell migration. The transcript is spliced from 2 exons. Gene Ontology annotation, cellular component: external side of plasma membrane. Lineage: Eukaryota; Metazoa; Chordata; Mammalia; Rodentia; Muridae. The record is from RefSeq and is a predicted model, not a curated record.
AUGUGCACAUAUUUGCAGACAGCUAGAAAGACAACAGACUUCCUGCUCCAUCACUCUCUGCCCUAUGCCCUGAGACACAGUCUAUCAUCUUGAUGGGAUCUAGAGUCCCCUAGAAAACAGCCUCGGGCACUGGGAAGACCUACGUUGCAAGCAGGCUUCCACAGUUCCGUGCCCUUGGGUCCUGAGCUGCACAAAGGGCGGAAGGAAGGAAGGUGACUGAGGAGGAACACUUGACCCUCUGCUUCCUGGCUCUGGAUUCAAGGUGAGCAGUGGUCUCAAGCUCCAGCUGUCAAGACUCCCACCACAGCGGACCUAGCUGUCCCAACUCCUGCUCCCGGCUGUCACUAUGAAGAUGGCCUUGCUUCUUCUCCUCCUCUUUGGGGGCUUCUGGGCCCAGGUGGUAAGCCAAGAAAAUCUGCCGAAUACGACGACGAUGUUGCCAUUUACUUCGAAUAGCGAGUCCCCAAGUACCUCUGAAGCCUUGAGUACCUACUCAUCAAUUGCUACGGUGCCAGUGACAGGGGGCCCUAAGGAGAGUAUCAGCCCCUGGGGGCAGACCACUGUCCCAGCUUCCUCGACCCCCUUGGGAACUCCAGAAUUGUCUUCUUUUUUGACACCAGCUGGUGACAGCAGGAACACCCCAGUACCUGAGCUUACAACCUCUCAGGAAGUUUCCACCGAGGCAUCAUCAGUACUGUUUCCAAAAUCAUCAGGUGUAGUCAGUGAUCCUCCUGUCACCAUAACUAAUCCUGUGACAAGCAGUGCUGUGGCAUCUACCUCUUCAGAAACUUUUAAAGGGACCAGUGCACCUCCUGUCACUGUGACAAGCUCGACCAUGACCAGUGGACCCCUUGUGGCUACAACUGUAAGCUCCGAGACCAGUGGUCCUCCAGUCACUAUGGCUACUUGGUCUCUGGGGCUCUCCAAAGAGACACAUGGACUCCCUGCCACCAUAGCAACCAGUUCUGUGGAGAGUUCUAGUGUGGCCGGUGGCACCCCAGUCUCCAGUACAAAAAUAUCCAUAACGUCUACCCCAAAUCCCAUAACCACCGUGCCACCACGCCCAGGAUCAAGUGGCAUGUUGCUGGUUCCCAUGCUCAUUGCCUUGGCGGUGGUUUUGUUCCUUGUGGCGCUACUGCUGCUGUGGCGCCAGAGGCAGAAGCGGAGGACUGGGGCCCUGACCCUGAGCAGAGGUGGAAAACGAAAUGGUGUGGUGGAUGCCUGGGCUGGGCCAGCUCGGGUUCCUGACGAAGAGGCCACCACCGCAUCAGGGUCAGGGGGCAACAAGAGCUCCGGAGCGCCGGAGACGGAUGGCUCCGGGCAGCGGCCCACGCUCACCACUUUCUUCAGCAGACGGAAGUCUCGCCAGGGCUCAGUAGCACUAGAAGAGCUGAAGCCUGGGACGGGUCCCAACCUGAAGGGGGAGGAAGAGCCUCUGGUAGGCAGUGAGGAUGAAGCUGUGGAAACCCCAACUUCUGACGGGCCACAAGCCAAAGAUGGGGCUGCACCUCAAUCCCUAUGAGUAACGGUAUUCAUCUAGCCUGCUCCUUAACCCCAGAUCCUGCUGUCAGCUGCCUCUCACUCUGCAUUUGUGAAUAUUUGUGGACCAGAUCCAUUCGUUCAUUCAUUAUUCAGCCAUUCAUUCCCCUCCAACCCCCGCUGUUUUCCACCUCCCUUCCUCUGUGCUCCCUUUGAAUCUCCAGAAGAUAAGCUUAGUUGACCCACAUUUUCCAAGGAUCCCCCUUGGAAUGCUGGGAUCCGACAAGAAGAAUGAAAAUGAUAAGCCAGAAAACUCCGGAGGAGGGGCCCCCUGAGGACUGCCUCUCAACCACCAUUUGCUUUGGGGACAGCCUAGAGCCUGGAUGUAGCCAUCCAGUUUGCUCUUGGGUGAACUGUGACCUGUGACUUUUCCUAGAGCACUCGGAUUUUGGGCUGGCCGGUAGCUGCUGCGGGGAGCCUGCCAGAGAUCAGUCACUUCUGGAGGUAGGGAUGAAGGGAGUUUCUGGCUCCAUGUGGUCCCUGCACCUGCUUUGUCCACUCGGAAGUAUGGUUUAUGUGCAAGAUAGGACAAUUUAGAUGAUGGCUGUGAACAGUACUGGUGAGUAUAGACCAUGGGAGAGAGCAGGGCAGAUGCUGGUGAGUUCAAAGGGAGGGGCACGGGAGCUGCCAAGCCCUCAGAUCCCUUCAUUGUGCUCAGACAGGAUACAGCUGAAAACCUAAGUUUGUCUGUAGUUCCCCAAAAGAAUGCAAACAUGAUGGGGACUAAAUGUCUCCAUACUUGUGCCAUCAAGAAUGAGUU